Molecule: messenger RNA, 159 nt
Organism: Funneliformis mosseae
Lineage: Eukaryota; Fungi; Glomeromycota; Glomeromycetes; Glomerales; Glomeraceae
Source: the annotation of a GenBank genome assembly
AUGGCAUUUAACAAGGUACUCAAUCUCUUAUCUGAUACCCCCAAAAAAGGUGACGAUUUUAAAAGAGCGUUAGCGUAUAGGGAAGUUUAUACAACAGAAAAAUCGCGAAUUAAAUUGUUGGGAUGUCUCACGAGCAAUUCAAAAGAACAAUGGGAUUGA